Messenger RNA from Dreissena polymorpha, 977 nucleotides. Its product is annotated as cerebellin-1-like. The transcript has 2 exons. Gene Ontology annotation, molecular function: protein binding. NCBI's taxonomy places the organism in Eukaryota, Metazoa, Mollusca, Bivalvia, Myida, Dreissenidae. The record is from RefSeq and is a predicted model, not a curated record. The coding region runs from base 85 to 774 and encodes 229 amino acids.
CGGUAUAAGCGUGUGUGACUAUGUGUCCGCGUCAGAUAUUAGUAAGACAGUAAGACACUGUUCUGACGAGAGCAAUUUCUUAAAAUGAGGAUAAAGAUCGUAUUUUCAUUAAUAGUUCUAUUAACAGAAACCGUUCAAUCGUCUGAUGUGGACGUCAUAAGGAAACUUGCGGAGCUUGAUGCCAAAAUUGUACAGCUUGAAAAGGAACGAAAACAAGACAAAAACAUUAUACACAAUUUGCAAAAGUCCAGAAAACAUGACCUCAACAAGAUGAAAAAGGCCAUGACACAAAUUAUGCGACAAACACAGAAUGGCCAUGAGAUGGUACCGUUUCCGGCGGCUUUCAAAAAAUCAAUCCGUCAAACAGAAUUGGGUAUGGCCGCUUUUACAGCUUGUCAACAGACCGCUACGCAAGAAAAUUUAGGUGCGCAUCAAACAGUUGUAUUCGAGAGUGUUAUCACCAACGUCGGCAAUUCGUAUUAUCCAAACGACGGAGAGUUUACAGCACCCAUCAACGGUGUUUACGCGUUCCACGUUACGGUAAUGACUGAGCCAAAUAUAUAUGCAACCUUGGAGAUCGUAGUUGACGGCAGACGCAUUGAUGACAUGGUCGCAGACGCUUCUGUUACACACGAAUACAGAAGUACUGCUGAAUUGUGGCUUCUUCAAUUAAAUAAAGGGUCGAAGGUGUGGAUCCGAACAGCCGCGAAGGGAUACCGUAUCCACGGAAACUGUCACACAGUGUUCUCCGGCUUUUUCGUGUUCGAAACGUAAUGAUAAUAUUGUGUUUGUGAAUUGAACUUUAGAAUCGACUAUGUCACCGUAAUAGCAUUAAUGUUCACUUUUAGUACAAAUAUGUUAACGCCAAACUCCAUAAAAUUCUAGUGUUUUAAAUAUAAUUUUGUACAAAAUAAUGUUCUUAAAUUAAUGUCAUUCUAUACUGUUAGUCGAUCUGAUAAAGUUAAUUGAAGAAGUAA